Ambispora leptoticha is the source of this 1074-nucleotide messenger RNA. Lineage: Eukaryota; Fungi; Glomeromycota; Glomeromycetes; Archaeosporales; Ambisporaceae. The record is from the annotation of a GenBank genome assembly.
AUGGCUGAAUUCCUUGGUAAAGAAUAUAAAGGUGCUGAUGCGAUCGCGAUAGUUAAUAAAGUUGAAACCGGAAAAUAUAUAAGUGAUUUCAAGAAGGAUAAGCCAGGUACCCCCGCCAGUCGCCUUACUGAUGAUAGAAUUAAUGAUUAUUAUUUUGUUGUUCCAAGUGGUACAAGAAAACCAGCCGGCGAUGCUGCUGCCGAAUAUAAUACUAAAUUAGCGAUAAAGGAUCAUUUAGUUCCUAAUCUAGUUAAGGCUGCUAAAAUUGAUAAUAACACUAGUUUACCCGACCUAAAAAUCAAUGCAAAAGCAGAUGCAACAAAAAAAUAUGCUGAUACUAAAUACAAUGAAUUAAAAACUAAACUUGCUACUAAGGCUAAAAGCGAAUUAGACAAGGAAAUUGACAAGAUAGGAGCUGAUGCAGAAAAGACUGCGAUGAAAAGUAAAAUGACGGACACUGAUCCUCAAAAGAUGUUAGAUGCUCUUGAAAUUAUGCAAAAGUUUGUUGAAGUUAAAGAUGCUCAAACAACCGAUGCUACUAAGUUAACUGAACUAACAGCUCUUCAAACUAAACUUGGAGAUGGUAAAAAAAAAAGUAAAGAGUUAAAACAAAGUAAUGAUGUUCAAGAUGCUUUAAAUGAUGGUUAUGCUGGAAAGGAUAAAAGUACAAUUGUAGUUGCAAUUGUAGCUAAGAUUACUGGUAAUAAUUUCACUCCUGAGGAAAAACAAGCAUAUGCUGAGGAGAUAGCUCCUCGAUUACUUGCAGUUAAAGCUUUGAGUGGAAAUAGUAGUACUGAUGCCCUAGAAUUAAUUAGAAUACUUAAAUAUAAUAAAUUUCAUUUUCUUGCUAGCGAAAAUUUAAAAGAUAGUGAGGCUGAUAAAUUAGAUGAAGAUAUAAGGAAAUUGAAUGAGUAUAUUAGUGGAAGUGGUAGUCAACAUACUUUGUUUGAUGGACUUAGUCAAGAUGAUAAAGAUGCUAUUACAAAAUUAAGAACCGAAAUGCAAUCAAGGGUUGAUAAGAUGCGUGAAGCACUAAAAGAAAAACCGGGCGAUACUCCAGAUUUUUCACCUUGA